AUGUCAUUAAAUAUUUUAGUUAUUGGUAAUGGGGGUAGAGAACAUGCUAUUGUAUGGAAAUUAUUACAAUCACCAACUGUUAAUCAUAUAUAUGUUGCACCAGCUAACGGAGGUACAACAACUCAAUCUUCAAAAGUUACAAAUGUACCAAUAAAUUCAUCACCAAAAGACUUUGAUAAAUUAAAAGAAUUUGCAUUGGAUAAAAAAAUUAAUUUAGUUAUACCUGGACCUGAACAACCAUUAGUUGAUGGUAUAAGUGGAGUUUUCACUAAAGUUGGUAUACCUGUAUUUGGUCCAUCACCAAAAGCUGCAAGAUUAGAAGGAUCAAAAGCAUUUUCAAAAGAUUUUAUGGACAAACAUCAAAUACCAACUGCUAAAUUUCAAAAUUUUACUGAUGUAAAUAAAGCUAAAGAAUAUAUUGAAUCAAUAGAUUAUAAAUUAGUUUUAAAAGCUGAUGGUAUAGCUGCUGGAAAGGGAGUUUUAAUUCCAGAAACAAAAGAAGAAGCAUUAAAAGGAUUAAAUGAAAUUAUGGUUGAUAAGAAUUUUGGAUCAGCAGGAGAUGAAAUUGUUAUUGAAGAAUAUUUAGAAGGUGAUGAAUUAAGUAUAUUAACUAUUACUGAUGGAUAUUCAUUUUAUAAUUUACCUGCUGCUCAAGAUCAUAAAAGAAUAAAUGAUGGUGAUAAAGGUUUAAAUACAGGAGGUAUGGGAGCAUAUGCACCAGCACCAAUUGCAACAAAAGAAAUAUUAGAUAAAAUCGAUAAAGAAAUUAUAAAACCAACUAUUGAUGGUAUGAGAAAAGAUGGAUUCCCAAUGUGUGGUAUAUUAUUUACUGGUAUAAUGUUAACACCAUCAAAUCAACCAAAAGUUUUGGAAUAUAAUGUAAGAUUUGGAGAUCCAGAAACUCAAACUGUUUUACCAUUAUUAAGUGAUGAUACUGAUUUAGCUCAAGUUAUGUUAGCAGCUGCUGACCAUAGAUUAGAUUCUGUUAAAAUUUCAACUAAAUCAUUAUUUUCUACAACUGUUGUUAUGUCUGCAGGUGGAUAUCCAGAAUCUUAUAAAAAGGGCGAUGAGAUUACAAUAAAAACUCCAUUACCUUCAGAUACUUUUGUUUUCCAUGCAGGUACCUCAACAACUGAAGAUAAUAAGAUUGUUACAAAUGGUGGUAGAGUUAUAGCAGCCACAGCUAUUGCAUCAACUUUAAGAGAAUCAGUUGAUAAAGCUUAUGAAGGAGUUGAAUUUAUUAAAUUUGAUGGUAAAUAUAAUAGAAAAGAUAUUGCACAUAGAGCUUUUAGAGAUGCUGAUAAAUUUAUGAAUCAACAACAAGGAGGUGGUGUUACAUAUGCAGAAGCUGGAGUUUCAGUAGAUAAUGGGAAUUUAUUAGUUGAAACAAUUAAAGCAAAAGUUAAAUCUACUUCAAGACCUGGAGCAGAUUCAGAUAUUGGUGGAUUUGGUGGAUUAUUUGAUUUAAAAGCCGCAGGUUAUAAUACAUCAAAUACUUUAUUAGUAGCAGCAACAGAUGGUGUUGGUACAAAAUUAAGAAUUGCACAAAUUAUGAAUAUUCAUAAUACUGUUGGUAUAGAUUUAGUUGCAAUGAAUGUAAAUGAUUUAGUUGUACAAGGAGCUGAACCAUUAAUGUUUUUAGAUUAUUUUGCAACUGGUAAAUUAGAUGUCGAAAUUGCUGCAUCUUUUGUUGAAGGUGUUGCUAAUGGUUGUAUUGAAGCAGGUUGUGCAUUAGUUGGUGGAGAAACUUCAGAAAUGCCAGGAAUGUAUGAUGAAGGUCAUUAUGAUACUAAUGGAACAGCUGUUGGUGCAGUAAAUAAAGAUAAAAUUUUACCAAAAAUAAAUGAAAUGAAACAAGGUAAUAUAUUAAUUGGUUUAAAAUCAAAUGGUAUACAUUCAAAUGGAUUUUCAUUAGUUCGUAAAAUUAUAGAAAUAAGUCAAUUUGAUUAUCAAUCCCCAGCUCCAUGGAAUGAAUCAAAAACCAUAGGAGAAGAAGUAUUAAUACCAACAAAAAUAUAUGUUAAACAAUUAAUAUCAAGUAUAAAUGAUGAUUUAUUAUUAGGUUUAGCUCAUAUAACAGGUGGUGGAUUAAUUGAAAAUAUUCCAAGAGCAUUACCAAAAAAUUUACAAGCUAAAAUUAAUAUUAAAAAUUGGGAAGUUCCAACUAUAUUUAAAUGGUUUGGUAAACAAGGUAAAGUUCCAUAUAAUGAUAUAUUAAAAACUUUUAAUUUAGGUAUUGGUAUGGUAUUAAUUGUUGAAAAAGAAAAUGUAACAAAAGUUUUAAACAAUUUAAAAUCAAAUGGUGAAAAAGAUGCAGUUAUAAUUGGUGAAUUAAUUAAUAAACCAGAAGGAGAAGAAAGAUGUAUUGUUGAAAAUAUUGAUGGAUUAUAUUAA
Messenger RNA from Lodderomyces jiufengensis, 2394 nucleotides. It is a transcript of the gene ADE5,7, whose product is annotated as bifunctional aminoimidazole ribotide synthase/glycinamide ribotide synthase. NCBI's taxonomy places the organism in Eukaryota, Fungi, Ascomycota, Pichiomycetes, Serinales, Debaryomycetaceae. The transcript has a single exon. Bases 1 to 2394 code for a protein of 797 amino acids. Gene Ontology annotation, molecular function: metal ion binding; phosphoribosylamine-glycine ligase activity; phosphoribosylformylglycinamidine cyclo-ligase activity. Gene Ontology annotation, biological process: adenine biosynthetic process; 'de novo' IMP biosynthetic process. Gene Ontology annotation, cellular component: cytosol. The record is from RefSeq and is a predicted model, not a curated record.